Drosophila navojoa is the source of this 2394-nucleotide messenger RNA. Its product is annotated as dynein intermediate chain 2, ciliary. Gene Ontology annotation, cellular component: outer dynein arm. Gene Ontology annotation, biological process: outer dynein arm assembly; cilium movement. Gene Ontology annotation, molecular function: dynein light chain binding; dynein heavy chain binding. NCBI's taxonomy places the organism in Eukaryota, Metazoa, Arthropoda, Insecta, Diptera, Drosophilidae. The record is from RefSeq and is a predicted model, not a curated record.
AAGUUUAGACUGUGAAAAACAUAAAUUGGUUUAGUUAAUGUCCGGAAAAGGCUCACAGGCUUCACUGUGGGUACAACAAAACAGCAAAACGAACAAAGUAAGACACGUUUAGUUCAAGAACUUGGUACACCGAUAAGGAUACGGCCCCAACAUGCAAAGCGCAAAAGCCAAGGACAAGAAGAAGAAUAGGCAAUCCAAGGCCAAGGGGGAAGGUGGCGGCGGUGGCGAUGCAGAUGAUUUCGAUGCCUGGAUGAAAUCACGCCAAUUGGUCAAGCCAGAUGAUCAAUUGGAUCUGACAGACGCCGAGCUGGCCGAGGAGGUGACCAAGGUGUUGACACCCACCAAUACGAAUGUGCUGCGCAAUUUGGUAGUGUACAACUUCAAGUUGGGUGAAUUUGUGCUGGCACCCAUACCAGGCAAUACUGUGACCUUGAUCAGUUUUCCGGGCAAUUCGCUGCACGUGGACUCGGAGGAGGCGCGCUUUCAGGUGGAGGAAUGCGAGGAAAUUGGCUAUCCUUUGCCCAUGCCGAACUAUGCUGUGGUGGAGCAGCGCGAGACUGUGAUGGAGGGCGAGGAAGAAGGCGAAGGCGAGGACGACGAAAAGGACGACGGCGGUGCCAAGCCAGCAGCCGAUGCUGGCGAAGAAGAAGAGGCCGAAGAAGAGGAGGAGGAGGAGGGCAAGACUGAGGGUGAGCAGGCCACGGAGGGCGAGCCGGCCGGCGAUGACGACGAGCAAACUGGAGCACGGCCAGUAGUACCAGUCUCUGGCAAAAAGAAGAAACUCAUCAACCAGUUCAACUAUUGUGAGCGGGCCACCCUCACCUAUGUCAAUCCGAGGCGUAAUGUGGACACCCAGACCAUUCCGCCGCCUCGCUCGCAAUUCGGCGCCAAUGUGCUGCAGUGGACCAUCUACGACAGCUACAACGAGGACUAUGCCGAGCAGCAGAAGGCCGGCGCCGUGGCUGCCCGACGUCCGACGGCCAAGCAGAACUUCAAAAAGAAAACCGCCUACGCGGAGCAGUUGAAUCGCAAGUAUCUGCGAUGCUGGCAGAUACUCGAGCGCAUGAUCAACCAGAACAUCUUCGAUGACAUCAGCAACGACUAUCGCUACUGGGAGGAUCCAGCCGAUGAGUAUCGCGACGGCGAGGGCAAUCUGCUGCCCCUGUGGAAAUUCCAAUACGAGAAGACCAAGAAGAUGAAUGUCACCGAGCUCACCUUCAAUCCAAGCUAUUACGAUCUCUUUGCCGUUUGCUAUGGCUCACAUGAUUUCCUAAAGCAACACAAUGAAGGCUAUCUGUGCCUGUUUACCGUCAAGAACCCAGCCUAUCCAGAUUACAUAAUUCAAACGGACUGCGGAGUCAUGUGCUGUGAUAUCCAUCCCAAUUAUCCCUUCCUCGUGGUGCUGGGCCUCUACGACGGCAACGUGUGCGUCUACGAUCUGCGCGAUGGCUGCAAGGCGCCGAUGUAUGUGUCCAGGGGCGUCAAGUGUAAGCACGCGGAGUGCGUGUGGCAAAUCAAGUGGGGUCCGGACAUGGCUGAUGGCGAAAUCAACUUCUAUUCGGUGUCCUCCGAUGGCUGCGUGUUCAGCUGGAUUCUCAUGCAGAAUAAGCUGUGGGUGACCACCAUGAUUACGCUCUACAUCGAGAACGACAUCGCGGAUGGGCCGGAUGGCACGAAGGUAACGCUCAGGACCGGCGGCUCCUGCGUUCAGUUCCAUCCGACCAAUACGACAGUCUAUCUUGUCGGCACCGAGAUCGGCUUGAUCUACAAGUGCAGCACGCUGUUUAGCUCCAAGUAUCUGAUGACCUAUGAUGCGCACAAUAUGUCCGUCUAUCGCAUCGACUACAAUCGCUUCGAUACGAACAUAUUUGUGUCCUGCAGCGGGGAUUGGCGCGUCAAGGUGUGGGAGGACAUGCGACCCGAUCCGCUCUUCAUCUUUGACCUCGGCUCUGCCGUGGGCGACGUCAAGUGGGCACCGUACUCCAGCACCGUAUUCGCGGCUGUUACCACCGAGGGCAAGGUGCAUGUUUUCGACCUGAAUGUGAAUAAGUACCAGCCCAUAUGCGUUCAGGCGGUAGUGCCGAAGCGUAAGAAUAAACUCACUCGCCUGGCCUUCAACGAGAAGCUGCCCUUCAUCAUUGUGGGAGACGAGAAGGGCGUUACCACCUCGCUCAAGCUCUCGCCGAAUCUUCGCCUCAUGGUCAAGCCGCCGAAGAAGCAGCUCUAUCUCGAUCAGCUAACACUGCAAAAUGCCAAACUGGAAAAGCUGUUAUCCUUGGUGCGCGAAUUGCCGGAAGGUGCUCAAGCACCCGAUGCCGCUACCACUGUGAACACUUAAAGCCAAUGGAGCCUAGUUGUAUUUGUGUGAUAGUGUAUUAUAUUUUAAUAAGUUAA